This is a messenger RNA of Podospora pseudocomata, 375 nucleotides long. RefSeq lists its product as uncharacterized. NCBI's taxonomy places the organism in Eukaryota, Fungi, Ascomycota, Sordariomycetes, Sordariales, Podosporaceae. Bases 1 to 375 code for a protein of 124 amino acids. The transcript is spliced from 3 exons. The record is from RefSeq and is a predicted model, not a curated record.
AUGCACUCCCUCAUCCCAACCGUCGCCCUCCUCAGCCAGUCUGCUGCUGUCUUUGGUGCUGCUAUCCCCAAGCCUGCUCCAGCCGCAGCUCCGGUCCCACUCAUUGUUGACAAUGCACUACCUCGGGCUGCUGUUACUCAGCGGGUGAAGAUUGAAGAAGAGCUGGCUGUCGAAAUCAUCGAAAAGACCCUCGCCACUCUCGUCAAGUCUGUCACACCAACUACCGUGGCCGCCAGACAGGCUAUCAAUGACAUACUUCCUCCCAACUAUUUUUGGCCUCCUUUCUUCUCCCCUCCCCAGAUGCCCAACGGCAACCAGACCUUCAGUCCUUACUGCCACUUGAAAACUCAAGAGGAAUGCAAUCGCAUCCUGUGA